ACACUCGUGUGCGUGCUCCACUCCUAAUGUGUGCAACCUGAGCACAGAGCGUCCUCGCUUUUCAGCAAGAGAGUGAACCAACUCCAACUUUCUCUGGACAGGCGGCGUUCAGCACUUUGUGGAGAUGGAGAGCGAAUAAAUGGAGCAAAGAGCUCGAUUCCAGAGGAGUGACAUUAAGGAUAAUGAGCGGGAGGAGGAGGAGGAGGGGGGCAUUAACGGUGGCAUGUGCUAAUAAGAAAUUCGUGGGCACGUUUUAAGAGUCAUCAGAUUUCUGUGCAUGUACUCAGCAGCAAGUCUUUCCACUCUGUGAGGCAGCAGCGGCUGCGAUACUAUUUUUAGAAACAAUGUUGCGGUAGAGGAAUCAAUCAAACUGGAGCUAUAACAGUGUUUUCAUGACAAUCUGCCUGCUUUUAGUGCCGCAAUCUUCUGAGAUUCCUAUCUGCGCUUACCGGGACAUGGGAUAGGACGUUUCAUUUAUAUCAUUUGUUUCAUCUCAGCUGAUGUUAAUUAUGCCGUUUCCUCUCCUGCUCUCCAGGAACCGGUGAACUGCAAACUUUUGCACCAUGGAAUCCACUACACUUUACAGCAACAGUGGCUGCGAUGCUUUUGGGACCUCAUGUAGUUUUGUGUCUUUUCAUAGUCUCAGAAUUUCCAAAGAACACUGCAGUUUGGGGUGUGAAUGAGAAUUGUUUUACGAUAAAGAACAAAAGAGCCUGAGCAUCGGGGGGCGCGCACUGUUUUUUCUGUACUUCUAUCAAGUGUAAGCACAUUUUUUUUUUGCCGGCUCUUAUGGGAAUUAAGCACUCAUCCCGCUGCAUGCUCCUCAGGAGAAAAAUGGCGGAGUCUGAGAGCAGUGAGCAGCCACAGUUGCAGCCACAGCCAAUCCGCAUAAUUCCGUCCCAGUCGGCACAGCCCACCUCGUUGCCCAAGCCGGUGCCUUCCAUCCAGCAUGCCCCGCGGCCUCCUCUCCCGCCACACACACCCCAUGCCGCCAGCCUACCCAGCUGUCCGGGACGGGGAAAAAUGGCCAAGUUCCUUAAUCCAGAGGAGAUGACCUCACGAGACUACUACUUCGACUCUUACGCCCACUUUGGUAUCCAUGAGGAGAUGCUGAAGGACGAAGUGAGGACGCUCACCUACAGGAACUCCAUGUACCACAACAAGCACGUCUUCAAGGACAAAAUCGUGCUGGAUGUCGGAAGUGGGACUGGGAUUCUGUCCAUGUUCGCAGCCAAGGCUGGGGCAAAGCACGUGUAUGGGAUUGAAUGUUCCAGUAUAUCAGAGUACUCAGAGAGGAUCAUCAAGUCCAACCACCUCGACAGCGUGAUUACCAUCUUCAAAGGCAAGGUGGAAGAGGUGGAGCUUCCUGUUGAGAAGGUCGACAUUAUUAUAUCUGAGUGGAUGGGCUACUGUCUCUUCUAUGAAUCCAUGCUCAACACUGUCAUCUUCGCCAGGGACAAGUGGCUGAAACCCGGUGGAUUAAUGUUUCCUGACCGUGCCUCUCUGUAUGUGGUGGCCAUCGAGGACAGGCAGUACAAAGACUUUAAGAUACACUGGUGGGAGAACGUAUAUGGCUUUGACAUGACCUGUAUCCGUAAUGUGGCAAUGAAGGAGCCACUGGUGGACGUAGUGGACCCAAAACAGGUGGUGACCAACUCCUGCUUGAUCAAGGAGGUGGACAUCUACACAGUGAAGACUGAGGACCUCUCAUUUACCUCAACGUUCUGCCUGCAGAUCCAGAGGAAUGACUACAUUCAUGCACUGGUCACCUACUUCAACAUCGAGUUUACCAAGUGUCAUAAAAAGACUGGUUUUUCCACCGCUCCAGAUGCUCCAUACACCCACUGGAAGCAGACAGUGUUUUACCUGGAGGACUACUUGACAGUGCGGAGAGGAGAGGAGAUUACAGGCAGCAUUGCCAUGAAGCCCAAUGAGAAAAACAUUCGCGACUUGGACUUUACCUUCGAGCUGGAUUUCAAAGGACAGCUGUGCGAAGCAGCCAUAUCUCACGACUACAAGAUGCGUUAAGUGCGGCUGAGGGGACCUCAGUGCCCUGUCGAGUGCAACCCUUGAGCACCAGAGGGAGACAGAGACACUCCCAUGACCAUGGACCGACACAUUGAGCGUUGUAAAAGGGGCAGUGAAUAAGAGGAAAAACCAGGCCAAAGACCGGGCAGAGGUGCCCCCACUGACAAUAUCACUAUUGUCACCACAGUGUGUGAUGAAGGCAGGAAGUUACUGAUGCUGACUGUUAAACAAUUCUGAAUGUAACACUGACAGUUAGAGGUCAGGAAUAUUUUCUAGUCUUGAUGAAUGUUAUAGAUUAUUGAUGUAUGUGUGGUGUGAGAUGGAGUGGUGUACCUGUGUGUUUUGUUCAGUAUUUGUUUUCCAUAAUAACUUGGACCUAAUGGAGGGAUAGUUGACAUUUUUAAAACAAAGUAGAGCUCACCUAAUGAAUUACUGUAUCGUCCACAUUCUGUUAUAACUAGAUAAUAAAUUUAAGGAGUAGUUUUUAUGUCAUACUAUGUACUGUAGGGAAUGAUUGUCAGAGAAACCGUUUCAUUUAUAGUUGUAUCAAUUUAGCAGUGUUGGAAAACUAACAACAAUCGAACAUCACAGCAAGGGCAAACCUGCGUAGGUACGUACUGUGUAUGUGUAAUGUGAAAGGUAACGUGUUUGCAUAGUCAGUAUGUGCUAGUAGCUUUCUGUGAGUGUGUAAUAGAAAGUGUCGGAGGUCACACUGGUGCACUGCUUGGACUCCAGAUGUGCCCUGUGUUGUCAGUUUGAGCUGUGAUGUUGACAUGCCAAUAACAUCCCCUCCCCGUCCUAAAUGCCUUGACCAAGUGCCGAAGUGUACCUACUUCUUUUCCGCACUGAUGCAUUUAGCUGUUUUUCUUUAGUUUAAUGUAUAGACACUAGCCACUCUGCUUUUUAUUGUUUUGAGAUUAGGUAUUAUUAAAACACAGGCUCAAGCCAUGAAGCUUCUUUAGUCUACAUCUGGACAUAAUUAAAGUUAAGCAGUCUCACUCUAACUACAAUAUGAAUUCCUUAUACCUGAAAGUUGUUCUCUUGGACCAGGGUUGCUUGUAAGCUUUUUAACUCUGAUCUCAGAUAACAAAGGAGGAGGACUGAUGAAAACUGGAAACCUGCAGUAUUGCUGCACAACUAUUUUUGUUCAUGUCUAAUGAGAUUGAGAAUCAUGUUUCCUGCGUCAGAUACACAAGUUCCAUGAUGUGGCACUGGAGUUUACAGACUGUGUCUCAGUCUCCAAGUUUAUUGAAGCUGAUGGAAAAUAUCUCCCAUCUCACCUUUGCUCUUACAAAGGUCAUUGCCAAGGUACCUAUUAAAGGGAAUUCUUCAAUCAAGACAUGUGGAGCUGGGCAAAGUUUUGUUAAGAAAGUUUUGAAUACUUUUAAAACAGAGAUAUUAGCCUCAAAUAUCCAGUAAGGAUUACUAUAUGAAAUACACUGAUUUUUGAAGAGUUUAAAUCUUUCCCAGAUUGUAACUGUUUUAUGAUAUCGUCUUGUCCAGCCAAGAACCAGCCUCUGUUCUCAUGCAGUGCAUAGCCCCUAAUAAAUCUUUUCAGGGCUGCAACCAAAGUGUAGUGUGAACAAUUGAGAGCAAUGAAAGAAAACAGGUCAUUUAUAAAGCAUGCAACUAAUGCUAUUAACAAUCAACAAAAAUUGCAGUAUCAAACUGGGAGCUGCCUCCUGAGAGCACACAGUUUGACUAUUUCUUUGAUCCUGUAUUUUACAGGGUGCUGGCUGGUACAAAAAAAGCAAUACAAUAUUAUGAGUCAUUAAUGCUUACAGUCAAUUAUACAUGGUAAGUCAUGAUACUCAUUUAGAAUAAUUGUAUAAUUGCACUGACAGAGCACAUCUGUCCACAGAAACAUGUUUGAGGAAAGCUGCUAAAAUAAAACACAAACCUAGAAUGCCAUAUGAUUUAUAAGUCAUAAAACUUCUAAUAAAUUGGCAUGUUAAUUCCACAUGUAUUACUUACUUUGAAUAUGUUGUUUCACAUAUUGUCAUGUCAACUUAAAAACUGAAUAAACAGCAAUGUCCAAACUUA
Messenger RNA from Lates calcarifer (barramundi perch), 4071 nucleotides. RefSeq names its product protein arginine N-methyltransferase 8-B (gene prmt8a). Lineage: Eukaryota; Metazoa; Chordata; Actinopteri; Centropomidae. Gene Ontology annotation, molecular function: protein-arginine N-methyltransferase activity. Gene Ontology annotation, biological process: peptidyl-arginine methylation. Gene Ontology annotation, cellular component: plasma membrane. The record is from RefSeq and is a predicted model, not a curated record.